Molecule: messenger RNA, 1892 nt
Organism: Sycon ciliatum
Lineage: Eukaryota; Metazoa; Porifera; Calcarea; Leucosolenida; Sycettidae
Biological process (GO): peptidyl-arginine methylation
Cellular component (GO): nucleus
Molecular function (GO): protein-arginine N-methyltransferase activity
Source: RefSeq, a predicted model, not a curated record
CAUGAUUUUGAUCUGAUGUCUGUCAGAUUUCAGCUGAAUGACUAUUCAUGGAUUCAGCUGGUGAAUUACAUACGGAAGCUGCAUGUUGCAGCCGACGCAGUCCUUCACGCGCUCAAGAGCCGGGAAAGCCCAUGGAGUCGGGAAGAGUUCUACAGGCCUGUCCUGGACAAUGACCCACUGCUUCUGUGGGAACCGGAUGAAGAGGCAGUUGAAGCAAUGCAUGCAGCAACCGAAAAGAGCACAUCUGCGUCUCCGCUUGAACAGCUUCAGGCCAGGUUGCGGGCGACCGAGGAGCGUGCUAAGAUGGCGGAAGAAGCUUUGCAGCGUGCGGUUACAGAUUUGAAUUCUAUCAGAGAGCAAUCAGCAACCUUGCUGCUCGGUGAUGAAGCCGCUGCGAGCAGUGUGUCACUGAAGAGGAGUGGGAGCGAAGAGUCGCUUGACGGCGAUGAAUCCGAUCCGUACUUCAUGUCAUAUGCCAAUGUGUCCAUUCAUCGGGAAAUGCUUCAGGAUACUGUUCGCACAAGUUCCUAUCGCGACUUCAUCUUGGGAAAUGAGGCAGUCUUCAAAGAUAAGGUGGUUCUGGAUGUCGGCUGCGGAACUGGUAUCCUCAGCAUGUUUGCAGCCCGUGCUGGCGCCGCCAAAGUCUAUGCAGUGGAUCGCUCCAGCAUAGUCUAUCAGGCGAUGGCCAUUAUCAGAGAAAAUAAUCUCGAGGACAAAAUCACCGUCAUCCGAGGUGAAGUUGAGAAAGUAAAGCUGCCAUGCAAGGUGGACAUCAUUAUCUCCGAAUGGAUGGGCUACUUCUUGUUGUACGAAGCCAUGUUCGACUCCGUGCUGAACGCCCGUGACAAAUUCCUUGCACCCGGCGGUAAUGUGUUCCCGGCAGUGUUUACCAUGCACAUGGUCGGAUUGGACGACGACUCGUUUCAAAGCAAGCUAGACUACUGGAAAGAUGUUUACGGCUUUUCCAUGUCCACCAUGCGCUCGUCAGAUCUCCUGGAGGCAGAAGUUGCCCAGGUCACGGCGGAUGGUGUCGCGACGACAUCAACUGUGUUCAAGACUCUUGAUGCUCAUGUGGUCAACGUGAAGGAUUUGGAGUUUGAGUCAUCGUUCAGAUUAGAGUGUACACGUGAUACGACGCUAACAGCUCUUUGCAGUUACUUCGACACCCACUUUGCAUCAAGCCCCGAACAGAAAGAGGUGAUGUUUUCCUGCUCUCCGGCUACUCCAACAACGCACUGGAAACAGACAGUGUUUGUGCUGAAUGAAACGCUGCCGGUCAAGAAAGGUUAUAUUAUUGAAGGUGACAUUUCUGUGAAGAAGCAGAAGCAGCAUCAGCGAGCCCUUCAUGUAGAGCUGAAGAUUCGUGUGCAAUCCAGUGAGAACACAGAGGUGUGUCGCCGAGUGCAAGAGUACGUUGUGCAGUGAGUUUGUAGCUUUUUGUCAGGGAACACUCAGAUACUCAACACUCACAUCUUUACCGGAUCUUAUUACGCUGGCCAAAAAUCAUGCACGCAUGUGAUAUGCGCGAGACUAGCUAAAGUUCUUUAGCACAUUCUCGUUACGUCGAGGUGGGAUGAACUUGAAGUCUAUCCGGUAAUCCUCUUCCUCUUCCAUUUCUAUAGUAAUUGUUACAUGUGCAAGUACUUUUUUCCGGCUGGCCGGCUAUGAGGCAUGACACGAUCUGUACAUCCUUUCCUGCUACACUCUGCUGUCCUACUUUCUAUUGAAAUAGUAUAGACAAUCACAUGUUACAGUGCACAAAAUUAGUUGCACGAUGCUCUUGCUGUAGCUGAACAUUUUCUCCUGCUUUGCAUGUUUCGUCAUGCGUUGACCUUGACUGUACUUGAGAGCGACUUGCUUGAUUGUGUAGCGGCAGACUGCUUGUAACGUUA